AUGGGGUCCAUCCCUGUCAUUUUACCGAUAGGGAAACUGAGGUCGGUCCAGGGAAGGUAUAGGAGGUCCUUUCCGGGGAGAGGAAAGAACAUCUCUGCUUCGCAGGAAGGAAGCACCACGACCCUAAUUGUCCUCCGAGUCGCAGCAGCUUCACGCUGGCUCUACGGGAUCUGUAUAAUCCUCAGCUGCGGAGGCCCUGCAGAAACGGCUACCGCAGCCGCAGCCGCCGCCGCCGCCGCCGCCGCCGCCGCCAGGGAAAGCUUCCGGUGCGGCGGAGGUGGUUCCGGUUCGCAGCGGUUCCCGGGUUCUGUGUUCGGCUCCCGGCCGGAAACCCCCUCGCGUGGCGCCCGGUUCCGGUUCGGAUCCUAUAUCUUCUCUGAAUUAUAUGAUGUGAGAAGACUGGAAAUGGAUGAAAUUUCUGAUACUAUGAGGAUGGAUUCUGGAGAAAUAACUUUAGUGAACCACAACACCAUAUUCAAAACACAUCUCCUGCCAGAGAUAGGUUUUCAAGAAAAUCAACUUUCACUUUCUGACCGCCAGGGUUUGCCUUCCAGGGCUGAAAAUUUGAAUCCAUCUUUUACUUGUUCCACAAGGAGUUCAGUAUAUAACCCAAACUAUUAUUCAGAUAGCACUUCCUCAGAAAGUUUUCUGGUUGAGCCAAGAACAUAUGGCCAGAGUAUGAAUGGCCACUGGAGAAAUUCCACCCCUGCACCGACUUCAGCUUUACAGAAACCUAGAAUCAGCCGGAGUCUCUACCAUGAUAGUCGAAAGGUCGCCAGGAUUACAAAGGAAACCAAUUAUAUUGGAAAAAAGUUCAUGGACUCCAGAUUUAGAAUCCCUGCUCUAAAUGGAAUGUCAAAUACAUUUGUUGGAAAGUCAAAUCAUCACUGUCAUAUGACUGCUUAUGAAAAAACUUUUCCUAUUAAGCCUGUUGCGAGUCCAUCAUGGAGUGGUUCAUGUCGUCGUAAUCUUUUAAGUCCGAAGAAAACCCAGAGGCGAUAUAUUAGUACAGCAGAAGAGACAGUUCGAGAAGGAGAGAGAGAGAUCUACAGACAGUUGCUACAGAUGGUUACUGGAAAACAAUUUUCAACAGCCAAACCUACCACACAUUUUCCUUUACACCUGUCUCGAUGCCUCAGUUCCAAUAAGAGUGCUUUGGAAGAACCAGUAUUUAAAAAUUCAAACACCUAUACAACCCAAUCCAUUGGGUCUGACACUCCAUCAAGCAGCUCAGCUAGCAUUUUAAAUACCCAAGAACAGCUAUCCCACCCCAAUAUACCAUUUCGCCAGUCUUCCUACCUCCCAGAUGUUGCUACAAAUGAAUCGAAGAAUUCUGGUCUCCACAGUCAAUCUCAUCAACACCCUUCUCCUCCACAUCCGCCAGAUCACAUACCAGCUCCAAAUACACAGUCUGAAGGAACAGAUUCUGUCAUUUUACUCAAGGUGAAAGAUUCCAGAGCUCCCACUCACAGUUCUUCCUUCUUCCAGGCAGAGCUGUGGAUCAAGGAAUUAACCAGUGUUUAUGAUUCUCGAGCACGGGAGAGAUUACGCAAAAUUGAAGAGCAGAAAGCUCUGGCAUUACAGUUCCAAAACCAGAGACUACAAGAAAAAGAGCAUUUGGUAGCUGAUUCAAUAGACCUGCAUCUUCGAGUGCCUCUUGAAAAGGAGAUCCCUGUCACAAUCACCCCAGAAGAAGAAAAGGAGCCUAGCAAAGUAACUGAUAGUGAAGAGGAAUUUCCUGAAAUCACUGAGGAAAUGGAGAAAGAGAUAAAGAAUGUGUUCCGUAAUGGCAACCAAGAUGAGGUUCUCAGCGAAGCAUUCCGUCUGACUAUUACCCGAAAGGACAUUCAGACUCUCAACAACUUGAACUGGCUCAAUGAUGAGAUCAUCAAUUUCUAUAUGAAUAUGAUAAUGGAGCGAAGUAAAGAAAAGGGAAUGCCAAGUGUUCAUGCAUUUAAUACCUUUUUUUUCACCAAAUUAAAAACAGCUGGGUAUCAGGCAGUGAAACGAUGGACAAAGAAAGUGGAUGUAUUCUCUGUGGACAUUCUUUUGGUACCUAUUCAUCUGGGAGUACACUGGUGUUUAGCGGUAAUAGACUUCAGAAAGAAGUACAUCACCUAUUAUGAUUCAAUGGGUGGAAUAAACAGUGAAGCCUGCAGGAUCUUGCUGCAGUACUUAAAGCAGGAGAGCCUUGACAAGAAAAGGAAGGAAUUUGAUACCAAUGGCUGGCUUCUCUUCAGCAAGAAAAGUCAGGAAAUUCCCCAGCAAAUGAAUGGGAGUGACUGUGGGAUGUUUGCCUGUAAAUAUGCUGAUUGCAUUACCAAAGACAGACCAAUCAAUUUCACACAGCAACACAUGCCAUACUUCCGGAAGCGGAUGGUCUGGGAGAUUCUUCACCGGAAGCUUCUUUGAGAGCCACCAUGGCCAUCAGUCACUGACCUUGUGGGGGACCAGCUCUGGGCUGUUUCCAAGAGACCUUGGGAACAACUGCUCCCACCUCCUUGUUUUGUUUGUUCAUUGUUUGUUUGUUCAUUCGUUUGUUUGUUUUACCCUGAAAGAACUUCCAUCCUGGACCAGACCCUGGCAAGAUGCAUUCACAAGCACACCUGCCUUUCCUUUUGUAUCUCAAAACCUAUUUUUGCAACGUAACUUUGGUGCUGUGAAGAGAGAGAGUAAGGGACUUUCUCAAACCGAAAAAGACUGUUUUCCCCUUCUCAAAUUAUGCCAUCUUCUUUUAAAAGGACUCCAUCCACACCCAGUCCUUGUUACCAGAAUGGGCCCUGCCAGUUUCCUCAAAACCUGAAUAGGCUUGGAAAUGAUCUUUGUUUCAGAUGUACUACUGGUGUUUGGUUGUAUUGGGAGGUAUGGGUAUGCGUGCACCCAUGCUUACCCAUACCCAGCUGUCAACAUUCAUGGACAAGAAUGUCUUUUUAAACUGGAUCUUGGUAUGUGCAUGGACCACUGUUCCCAUUCAGUGUCUCCUGCAUGGAAGCUGACUUCUUUGUAAAUUUUUUAUUUUAUCAUCUCUCAUCUCCUGUUCAUUUCCAGUCCUUCAUCUGAAGGGCAAUGUACAGGUCCUGGACCCCCAGAACCCUUUCUCUGGAUGUGGAGUUUUACCAAUGAGGGGAGUUUGUGGGUUAGGGAGAACCACACAGGAAGCAGAUUGGAGAAGCAACAAAGCCCCAUUUUCACUGGCUUCCAUUUCUGGCAAGGAAAAGGAUCUCAGUCUUUAACAAAAUUCCAGCAUUGAAUGAAUGUAGGUCCAGUCCAAUCUGUGGCAAGUUAGUUUAAAUAUAUUUCUAACCACAGAGAAUGUAAUAUAUGUAUUUCACAAGGAAAUGCUUCUUUUUUAAAAAAGAAAAAAAAAAGCUGUGUUCAUUAGUCAUACUGCAGACUUGUUUCCAUUUUCCAAAUUUAGCUCUAGCAUGCACAGAGCCUGGGCCUUGUAUGCAGGGUAUUCAUGGGCUUUCUGACAGAACCUUUUGAAACUUGAAUGAAUUCUGACUGAGGAGAGGGUGGAGGGUGCAGUGUGUGGAGGGGAACGAGUUAUUCAGUUCUAGGACAGGCAGGGUUUGAGCUUCCUGACUUGGGAUGCUCUUUCUAGCACCCUCCUCCUGCCACUUAAGAGUCUCCUUAGGGUUAGGUAGUGAAGAUGAACUGGCAGUGUCAUUUUGUACUUGAGUUCCAAAGAAGGAACAUUUUAUACUUUUUCUGCAUUGUAAUAGGUAGUUUUGUAUUGAAAUCCUCCCUGUCCCACCUCUCUCAUCCUAUCCCUUCUCUUAUGGCACUUUCCCCGGUCUCAUUCAAAGAUUUUAUUGUUUUCUAAGCUCGUUUAGUACAUUUUUGUAUGUUUACCACAAGUUACAAUUUUGAAAUGAAAGUUAUUUUUUUUAAUAUUCCAUUGUUAACUGAAUGUUGAUGUGUCCACCCCAGCAGCCAUCUUAUCUCUUUACCAGUCUGCCUUCUUGGGAAAGGCCACUUGUUUUUCGUGUUUUGUAUAGGAAAUAAAUGACUUUCAAUGCCA
Messenger RNA from Monodelphis domestica (gray short-tailed opossum), 4024 nucleotides. Lineage: Eukaryota; Metazoa; Chordata; Mammalia; Didelphimorphia; Didelphidae. The record is from RefSeq and is a predicted model, not a curated record.